Molecule: messenger RNA, 764 nt
Organism: Gavia stellata (red-throated loon)
Lineage: Eukaryota; Metazoa; Chordata; Aves; Gaviiformes; Gaviidae
Gene: EPDR1
Product: ependymin related 1
Exons: 3
Coding region: 1-693 (230 amino acids)
Biological process (GO): cell-matrix adhesion
Cellular component (GO): lysosome; extracellular region
Molecular function (GO): calcium ion binding
Source: RefSeq, a predicted model, not a curated record
AUGGCGCGGGCGGCGGGCGGGCUGCGGCUGCGGCGGCCGCCGCUGGGGCCGGGGCUGCUGCGGCUGCUGCUGCGGCUGCUGCUGCUGGGCGGCCUCCUGCUGCGGGGCGGCGGGGCGGCGGCGGGGGCCGGGGCCGGGGCCGAGCCGUGCCAGGCGCCGCGGCAGUGGGAAGGGCGCACCGUGUUCUACGAGCACGGCACGGGCCGCAACACGCGGGCCGCCCUCUCCUACGACGGCCCCAACCAGCGCCUCCGCAUCCUGGAGGAGAGGAAGGCGCUCAUCCCCUGCAAGAAAUUCUUUGAGUAUAUAUUGCUCUAUAAAGAUGCAGUGAUGUUUCAGAUCGAACAAGUUACAAAGCUUUGCUCGAAGAUUGCUCUGACAGAGCCAUGGGAUCCAUAUGAUAUUCCUGCCAAUUCAACUUAUGAAGAUCAGUACUACAUCGGGGGACCUGGAGAUGAAAUUAUGGUACAGGAAUGGUCUGACAGAAAACCAGCCAGGAAAUUGGAAUCCUGGGUCGGCGUUUACACAGUCAAAGACUGUUACCCAGUACAGGAAACCUAUACGAAGAACUACAGCGUGACAACCUCCACUCGCUUUUUUGAUCUACAGCUGGGCAUUGCUGACCCCUCGGUGUUUACCCCACCCAGCACCUGCCAGACAGCCCAGCCGAGGAAGAUGAAAGAUGAAUGCUGAUUAUGGACACUGACUGCCCCGGGCAAACAAAUAUUAGCCAAGAGGAUGGUUAUUAAUAGUCAGCUGCUGAC